AUGGGAAGUCCCACGCGCUUCGGCCGAUGGCUGCGGGAUGCCCUGCAGAGCACAGCAGGGCCCAACGACCAGGAUGGCAUCGACGAGCUGCACUCAUGUAUUGAGGCGACCUUCUCCCACAGGAACUUUCCGGACGAGUCCGAUGACAAUCUGCGCCAGCGGAAGCAGCGAUGGUUCGAGCUGUUGCGCAAGUUUCAGAAAUACGGCCACUUCUCCACGGGCAACCGCGUGACGGUUCUGGAGGGUGGAGAUCAAUGCUUCCGAGCAAUGCUCCAGGCCAUCGCGAUGGCAGAGACGCGCGUUUGGUGCGAGAGCUACAUCUUCGACAACAGCUUUCUGGCGGAGACCUUCUUCACCGCGCUGCGCGACGCGGCCCUCCGGGGCCUGGAUGUCGUGCUCUUGGUGGACUACAUCGGGUCCUUCUCUUUGAGAAACGACUGGGUCCGCGAGUUGCGAAGCGUUGGCGCAGAUGUGGUGUUCUUCAACCCGGUUCUGCCUUCGAGCUACUGCGUGGGGCCGCUGUCCUUCCGAGACCACCGCAAGAUCAUGGUGUGUGAUGACGUCGGCUUCUGCGGUGGCAUGAACAUACAGGAGGAAGUGGGCGAGGAGGAGUUUGGCACCAGCCGCUUCUACGACGUGCACUCGAAGCUGGAGGGCCCCUGCGUGGCCGACUUGGCUGAGGUCUUUCGCGACUCGCUUCGAGAAGCUGGCGGGCGCGUGAUGCGGAACUCUAUUGAGAUUCCUGCGAGGAAGGAGCCGGGCGUCUACGUUCAGAUCCUCCAGUCCAACGUGCGGCGGCGCCGCCGCACACUCCAGAAGGUCAUCUCGAAGAGCAUCGAUGCAGCCGACGAGUCCGUGCUGCUCACGACAGCCUACUUCUUCCCACCGGGCUUCCUCAAGAACGCCCUCUUGAGGGUGCCGGCUCGUGGGGCCAGGCUCUCGCUGCUGCUUUCCGGGUCCUCGGACUUCUACCCUCUGCCGGGCGACCUGCUGGCACAGACCCACUUCUUGCGCAACUUCCUGCGCGACACCCCGAGCCAGCAAGUCAAAGUGCACUUGUAUGGCCACCGCCACAUGCAUGCAAAGCACAUGUGUGUGGAUGGGGUUUUCUCCACCAUCGGUUCUUUCAACUUUGACCUCUACUCCGCGCGGCGCAACCUCGAGGUGGGCGUCGCUGUUUUCGACCGGGACUUCGCGCUGAAGAUGCAGAACCUGCACCUGAAGCGCGCGGCCGAGUCACGACAAACAUUCUACAGCGACUCCAUGUACCACCAGCCCUGGGUGCGAUGUGCUUGUGCCUUGGCCUUCGGCCUGGUGAGGCUUUCUGGGAGGAAUGUCUUUGACGGCCUGGACUGCUUUCAACGGAAGUGGCUUCUGCGUAAGGCCUCCUUGACAUUCUUGCUGGAGGAACAGUCGGCCCAGUUCAUCGCCACCUCCAUGAUGUGGGGCUUGGAGUGA
Molecule: messenger RNA, 1458 nt
Organism: Symbiodinium natans
Lineage: Eukaryota; Dinophyceae; Suessiales; Symbiodiniaceae
Source: the annotation of a GenBank genome assembly